AUGAAGAUUUCAUACCUCCUCAGCAUUGUCUUCUGCGUGGGCAGCACAAAUGCGAAACUUAUGGAGCAUGACCUCCUCGCUGCUGAAGGCAUGCUCAAGCUCGGCAUUCACCUAGCUGAGAACGGUCUUCCGAGCCCGGAAACAUGUACUUUGGACAAGGUUUCGGUUCGUAGGGAAUGGGCAACACUGUCCGGCAAGGAGAGAAUAGCCUUCACCGACGCCGUCAAUUGCCUCCACAAGCUGCCUGCAAAGACCCCAGCCUCUGUCGCACCUGGCGCAAAGAGUCGUUACGACGACCUGGUCGUCACCCACAUCCAGCAGUCGCUCACCAUACACGGCACCGGAAACUUUUUAACAUGGCACCGUUACUUCACUUGGACCUUUGAACAGAUGCUGAGAAAUGAGUGUGGCUACCAAGGCACCUUUCCCUACUACGAUUGGGCUCACUACGCCGAAGACCCAAAGAGCGGCCCUUUCUUCGACGGCAGCGCCUCAAGCAUGUCUGGCGAUGGCGAGUACAUUUCAGGACGAAAUUCCUCCUGUUUUCCAUGGGACGGCAUCACCGGUCCCUGCUACAUGCACCUCGAGCCUGGCACAGGCGGUGGAUGUGUCACCUCUGGUCCAUUCAAAGACUUCAAGAUCAAUAUGGGCCCGCUUCAGACUAUGCUCCAGAUUCCUGGUGGUCUCCCUAAGAAUCCGCAAGCCGAUGGGCUCGGCUACAACCCACGCUGCCUCCGCCGCGACAUCUCUCUCCAGGCUGCUAACGCCACCUCCGACUCCGAAGUCGUCCGUCUGAUCAAGAAUUACAAAGACAUCGCAUCCUUCCAGGCCGAGUAUCAGGGCGAGUUCGCCGCGGGUAGGAUGGGAGUACAUACGGGAGGACACUACACGGUUGGCGGCGACGCAGGGUCGGAUUUCUACAACAGCCCUGCUGACCCGGCGUUCUAUCCACACCAUGCAAUGAUUGAUCGUGUCUGGUGGAUCUGGCAGAACCUGGAUCUCAAGAACCGCGAGAAGGCGCUCGCGGGCUCCGCGGGCGGUAUCGGUGACACCACCGCAAGGAACGCUACGCUGGGUGAUCCGCUGGUUAUGGGUCCAUUCGUUGGGUACCCGAAUGUGACGAUUGGUGAGGCUAUGAGCACUAUUGGAGGGCCUUUCUGCUAUAUUUACGCGUAA
This is a messenger RNA of Macroventuria anomochaeta, 1176 nucleotides long. RefSeq names its product Di-copper centre-containing protein. NCBI's taxonomy places the organism in Eukaryota, Fungi, Ascomycota, Dothideomycetes, Pleosporales, Didymellaceae. The record is from RefSeq and is a predicted model, not a curated record. Gene Ontology annotation, molecular function: oxidoreductase activity. The transcript has 3 exons. Bases 1 to 1176 code for a protein of 391 amino acids.